Messenger RNA from Cyprinodon tularosa, 3264 nucleotides. RefSeq names its product golgi SNAP receptor complex member 1 (gene gosr1). Gene Ontology annotation, cellular component: cis-Golgi network; Golgi membrane; SNARE complex. The record is from RefSeq and is a predicted model, not a curated record. The coding region runs from base 27 to 773 and encodes 248 amino acids. NCBI's taxonomy places the organism in Eukaryota, Metazoa, Chordata, Actinopteri, Cyprinodontiformes, Cyprinodontidae. The transcript has 9 exons. Gene Ontology annotation, biological process: vesicle fusion; endoplasmic reticulum to Golgi vesicle-mediated transport. Gene Ontology annotation, molecular function: SNAP receptor activity.
GUUGGUGACGUCACAGGAAAACAAAGAUGGCUGGGAUAGGAAGCAGCAACUACUGGGAGGAUCUGAGAAAGCAAGCCAGGCAGUUGGAGAAUGAACUUGACCUGAAGUUGGUCUCCUUUAGUAAAUUGUGCACCAGCUACAGCAGCUCUAGAGAUGGACGCCGAGGAGAAACUUCGGACACCACACCAUUGCUAAAUAACUCCACCCAGGACAGGAUGUUUGACACCAUGUCAGUUGAGAUUGAACAGCUGCUGGCCAAACUAACGGGAGUGAACGACAAAAUGGCAGAAUACACCAACACCCCCGGAUCAGCUUCUCUUAAUGCUGCACUAAUGCACACCCUCCAGAGACACAGAGAUAUUCUACAGGAUUACACACAUGAAUUCCACAAAACCAAAGGCAACUUUCUGGCCAUCCGGGAAAGAGAGGACCUUUUAGGAUCUGUCAGGAAAGACAUUGAAACAUAUAAGAGUGGUUCAGGAGUCAACAACAGAAGAACAGAGCUGUUUCUAAAGGAGCAUGAGCAUCUCAGAAACUCUGACCGGCUGAUGGAUGACACAAUAAGCAUUGCAAUGUCGACCAAGGAGAACAUGACCUCACAGAGGGGCAUGCUGAAAUCCAUCCACAGCAGGGUGAACACCCUGGCCAAUCGUUUCCCAACUAUCAACAAUCUCAUCCAGCGAAUCAAUCUGCGGAAGAGAAGGGACUCCCUGGUCCUUGGCUCUGUGAUAGGCGUCUGCACCAUUCUCCUCCUGCUUUAUGCCUUCCACUAACCCUACAGGCAGAUGACUUCCAUCAAGGCAGGAUUCUUCUGCUCCUUGUAGCAUAUGAACCCCCACCUCCUCCCCCAGAGACCACGCUCCAUGAUCGGAGGAUCCCUGAGGGUCCGGAGCAGAGAGACUUUUAGCUGCCAACAAGUUCCCACUGAGCCUGCUUUUAAAAGUGAGACUGAUUUUGGGCUGAUGAUCAGUUCUUUUCUUUCUGCUCACGGAGAAACGGAGACCAAAAUUACAAGUUAGACCCUUUUUGUUUUGUUUGAGAACAAACUGUUCUUUUUUUCCAAGAGCAAAGAGGCUAAAACUGUGUUGUUUAAAAAGGUGGCUGAAGGAUUUUUAUCUUGAUUAUUUUUAAUGAUUUGAGAGAUAAUUCAUUGUAAACUGUAAAAUGUGAAUUAAUAAAUUAUUCAUAUCAGUUUGAGUUUUAAAAUGUGUGACGCUAGUAGCUUUUCAUUUCUUACACAUUUCACUUUUUUUUAAGGCAGUGUGUGGUAGUGUAAUUUAACCAGGAACAGGGGCACAAGGUCACAUAAUGUGCUUACUGACAUGCACUAGAGUGUGACUGAAUUUUAAGUUUUGAUCUUUUAUAGAAAGAACAGCGCCUUUAAAAAAAAAAAACAUUUUGUCAUGGUUUUAUCUUAAACCACAACAUGUUUUUAUUGCCGUAGUAUUAAUAGAACAGCACAAUGAUGUGCAUUAAUUGGAUGUGUUAAGAAAAAGCAUCUUUUGCUAUAGCUAUGGCUGAAAGAAGACUUGGUGGACUGCUCUCCAUUUAAAUGUGUCUUUUGCACAUCUGGAACUGUGCUGCCCUCUUAACUAGAAGACAGACUAGCUCUACAAAGUUGGCAUAGGCUCUUCAUUUCCUGCGUCAAUUUAUUCACAAUUAUACAUUUGUUUUUUGUUUGUUUUUUCAGAAGCAGAUGGUAAAUUAAGUUUGUUAAUUUGAAUGUAGUACAUUUAGUAUAUAUAAGUAUAUAUUGGUACAAGUAUUCAGAGUAUUGAUAUUAGACUUUAGGGAUUUGUGCAAUGUAGCUCAUUUAAUGUUGAUGCUAACGUUGCCAACAUGUUUUUUAUUUCAAAUUUUUUUUCAUAACUUUUUCUCUACAAUCUAUUAUGGAUCAUUAGCUCCAUUACCCCUGAAGAAAUGUUGAAAAAUGCCAUCCAACUGGACAAUGCUGGGGGCACGGCAGACGGGGUCGCGUGUAGAGGUAUGAUUAGAAUGAGGGAAGGUGAAUUUAGGAUGACUAAAUAAUCUCGGUUCUUAUAUCAAUGCUCGCAGUUCUAACUCUUGACUCAUCGGGUGGAGGAGGAUCUGAGUGAGAUUGUUUUAUGCUGCAAACCAUUGGUACUUUAGAAUUCAGAAUACCACCUAGUCCAGUAAUUUGUUAGUGUUAUUGCUGCAACUGGCUGUAAUGGAGCAGCAUUAGAGAGUACAAGACUCCCCAAUCAUCUUGGAGUUCAAACUUAUGAUGUAAAUCAAAUCACCAUCAUACCUGAACAAUUGGGCUGUGAUGUAAACAUGUAGCAAGCUGUACAGUCAGAAACAAUAGAGGAAUUCAGCUGCAGUGGCAACCUUUCAACCCAUAGAGGGCAGCAUAACAUGGUGCCAAAUAUCUUAGUAUAUUUAGGAUUUAGACAAAAAUUUUGCACAGUAACACAAUGAUGGUUCCCUUAAACUGGAUUUUUUUCAGUUUAUCAGUCAUUGUCUAGGACUCGCACUCACCUCAAUGACUGCAGAAAAUUUGGGGUUUACUCUCUUUUCCAUACCUGUCACUCGCUCUCCAUACAAUAGGUGGGGGGCAACUAUUACUGGUAAUGUCCUUGGUAUGUAUCAAACAGUCAUUAGACAGCAGCAUAGUUCAUAUUUUAGAAUUUCUCAGGUAUCAGGAAAAAAAUUACCAGGUCUUAAAUUUUAGUUUGCAGGUAAAGAGCGUACAACUUUUUUUUUUUUUUUUUCAAAACAAGUGAAUUCUUGACCAACCAAGAAGUUUUUUUGAGUCUAUCAAAACUGCGUUCUUUCCUAAUACACCUUAAAUGUUUAGUUUGGUUUUGUAGAUUGAAUACAUAACCAUUAUGUAUCUAAAGUUGUCCCCAGUUUCCAACUUUUUUUGUUUUCCCUUUCCCAAUUUCUUCUAAGCCUUUUUCAUCUGAGCUCAGUGAAUUUGUCCUUUUUUCCCCAGAUUUGAAGGAUGUAGUAUGUAUACGUCAUGGCCCACCAUUUCUUAAGAUUUAUGAAUUGAACACUGAUUGCAGAAGACUGUGGCAAAAACUGUAAUUUAAAAUGAUCUAAACUUUUAAGAUGUCUUUUUAGGCGACAACGUAGCUUAGUUAAACUCACAUAUCUGCUUAGAUUGUAAAAUUUUAAUUUAAUACAAAAAAAAACUCAGUCGCCUGAGAAAAUUUCAUGCUUUGUUUGCUGAGCCCUAAGGAUGUCUGAAAAUGUAUGUAAACUUGGUUUCAUUAAAUGUACAAUAUUAUUCAAAAUUAA